Messenger RNA from Gilbertella persicaria, 1613 nucleotides. Its product is annotated as cytochrome P450. Gene Ontology annotation, molecular function: oxidoreductase activity, acting on paired donors, with incorporation or reduction of molecular oxygen; iron ion binding; heme binding. Bases 41 to 1600 code for a protein of 519 amino acids. The record is from RefSeq and is a predicted model, not a curated record. The transcript is spliced from 7 exons. NCBI's taxonomy places the organism in Eukaryota, Fungi, Mucoromycota, Mucoromycetes, Mucorales, Choanephoraceae.
CCUCUUUCUUUCUCCUUUUUUCUCUUUCUCUCUCAUCAAAAUGGAAAAAGCAUAUCAUUUGGUUCAAGAUCGACUAUCUUCUUUGUCUGAAAGCAGAAAAAUAGUUAUCACUAGCAUAACUGCUGCUACAGCAGCAGUUGUCCUUUAUCGUCUUUUCUCAAGAGAGAAAAAGGACCCUUUACUAAAAGAAAUCCCUAUGGCUCGAAACUGUUAUCCGGUUUUAGGCCAUAUGUUAUCGUUAGGUAAACAUCCUGGGCGCACAGUGGAUCAGUGGCAUAAAGAAUUGGGCCCCAUCUUCCAGAUCCGUAUGGGUAUUCAGACUUGGGUGAUGAUUAAUGAUCCUGUCUUGGCUCAUACUGUUUUUUCCAAACAUGGUAUGCAGGUUUCUGACCGAGCUUAUAACAAGUACUGUAUCACGCACUAUGCCAAAGGUGGAAAAGGCGUUGCAUUCGUGCAACCUAGAAAGAAUUGGAAAGAAGCUAGAACUGCAGUACUUUCUGUUCUUUCGCCUAAGCAGAUUGAAACAGUAUACCUUCAUUUGGUUGAAGAAGAAUCGAAACGACUUAUCGAUAAGCUUUUGUUAGAUACAUCAUCACAUGUUUCCGAAGGGAUUGUAGUUAACAAAUAUUUGCACUUGGCAUCCAUGAAUAUUGUCCUUCAGUUAGGAUUUGGUAUGCGCUAUCAAGCUGUGGAAGAUCCAGAAUUCCGGCACCUUUCAGAUACCAUCCUCAAAUCUAUUGAGCUUGGUACACUUGUGAAUGACAUGUCUGGCUUUAUUCCUGCCUUUAAGAUUUUGGAGCAUCUUUCUGGUCAAGAGAAACACAUGAAACAUCAUAUUGAACAAGUGCGCGAUCCUCUUCUUCGUAGAUUGAUGAACGAUGCACUUUGCAGAGAAGGACCCAAUGUCACCAAGAGUUUGGAAGGAUAUGACCUUAGUUCAGAUGAUAAGUUGGUCAUUAUUUCUGAUUUCUUGGCUGGUGGAACAGAUACUGUUUCUGUCACUUUGAGUUGGACCGUAGCCCUUUUGUGUCAUCAUCCAGAGAUUCAACAGCGUGUAGCAGACGAAAUUCAGCAGUUUGUUCGUAAACAUAAUCGUUUCCCUCAGUUUAGUGAUCGUGAUCAAGUUCCUUAUGUCAAUUGUGUCUUGAAAGAAAGCUUGAGAUUUAGACCUGUCACAGCUUUUGGUAUUCCUCAUGCUGUAAAAGAAGAUGUUGUCAUUGAUCAAUACUUGUUUAAAAAGGGUACAUCUGUGAUGACGCCUAUGGAAAGUAUUCAUUGGAAUCCCCAAGUAUACUUUGAGCCUGAACGAUUUUAUCCUGAAAGGUUCAUAAAUGAUACCAAAACAAUGAAUGCAGCAGCUAAUGGUAGACCUGAAGAAAGAGAUCAUUUCAACUUUGGCUGGGGAAGACGCUUAUGUCCUGGUAUCUAUUUGGCUGAGGUAGAGCUUUUUAUCGUUUUUGUUCAGUUGAUAGGACGCUGUAUUGUAGAGCCUCCUACGGAUGAAAAAGGACAAGUCAUAUUGCCAGAUAUUGAUCAUCCUGACAGCAGCCUUACCUUAUCUCCUCGUACUUUUAAAGUCAAGUUUAUAAAACGUCCAUAAUUUGAAUGCAUUA